UGAGACUGCUGCCUGUUUCCUCUAAGCGCAUGUGGUGUUCAAGCAUACUCCCUGAAACAGUGAGGAAUUAUGGGAGAGUUUGAAAUGACACUGCUCAGCAUCUGUAUUCAUAUUUUAACUUUAGGCAUUGCAAUGUCUGAAACUUGCACACCGGCUGAAUGCCUGAUUUGUAAUAGUAGUGUUUCAGCUUUCAAUGUGACUGUGACUGCAACUCCUAAUCCAGCUGAUAAAUUGAAAGAUGUAAAUGUGACAUGCGUUCAUAACCUCACCAGAGCUAAUAUUUCGAUCGUGUGGAUCAAGAACAAAAUUCCAAUAGAGGAAAAUCAUUACGAAACACUUCUGAUUCCACGUAUUACAGAAGGGGUGGAUGUCACCUGUCAGAUCAGCAGCAUUUGUGGAAAUUUCUCUGAUACAGAAACAAUUACUCUAACAACUGAUAAUAGUACAGUGGUUAUAUUGAUUUGUGUUGCGGGAGCUUUUGGUCUCCUGCUCAUUUUUGGAAUAGUCAUGAAGAUCACCCAGAGGAGUGGACAAGUUCAGAGAGAGGCCAGGAAGAGACAAAGAGAGCAGAAUAUUCAGAACAUCCACAGCACUGCCACAGUCACCACCAACUACUGGUGAAAGCAGACCCCUGAAAACAUAUACAUUUCCUGUAAAAUUGCUUAUCUUUGCUGUACCUGAGAUAUUCUGUCCAUUUAUGUGGCACGAUGUUUAAAAUUGUAUCAAUUAAAGUCUUUCAAACAGCAUUAUGCUCCUGUAUUUAGGUCUAGAUUAUCAGAGAGUUUGUGUAAGCUUGUCUAAAGGCAUAAUGCGUUGGAUACAGAAGGUGCAAGGCAUCUCCAUGCCUGGUCUCACUUUGCAGCGUGGCUGGGAAGUUGUGACACAACUGCAGGAAAUAGACACGAGCUUUGCUUGAUUUAAUAAUCAAAUGGUUCUACCUUGUCGUGAACAUUC
Molecule: messenger RNA, 954 nt
Organism: Paramisgurnus dabryanus
Lineage: Eukaryota; Metazoa; Chordata; Actinopteri; Cypriniformes; Cobitidae
Source: RefSeq, a predicted model, not a curated record